AUGCCAAAGGCGCGGAAGAUCGUCAUCGCGAGCCUGUUCGAGGGAGAGCCAAAAAUCACCGACUUCAAGAUCGAGACCGAAGAGCUUCCAGCGCUUCAGGAUGGUCAAAUAUUGUGUGAAGCCGAAUACAUAAGCGUGGACCCGUUUCAGCGGUCCAGCACUCAUAAGCACAAGGUUGGCAGCACCAUGGUUGGGGCGCAGGUAGCGCGCAUCUUAGAGAGCCGAUCAUUGGACUACCCAGUGGGACGUCACGUGGUCGGUUACUGGGGCUGCCGCGACCGCACAGUGGUGGACCCAACGCCGGCGGCUGACGACAUCCUGCCGCCAAUGCUGGUGCCCGACAUCGGUGACCUGCCACUGUCGCUCUCGCUGGGUGUGCUGGGAAUGCCGGGAGCCACCGCCUACUUCGGACUGCUCGACAUCUGCCAUCCCAAGCCGGGGGAAACGGUGGUCGUGAAUGGCGCAGCAGGUGCUGUGGGCUCCAUAGUGGGGCAGAUAGCCCGCAUCAAGGGCUGCAAGGUCAUCGGUAUAGCGGGCUCUGACCUAAAGGUUAAGUGGCUGAAGGAAGAACUAGGUUUCGACCACGCCAUCAACUACAAGACGGCAAACUUGGACAAGGCCUUGAAGGAGGCGGCUCCUGGCGGCGUCGACGUCUUCUUCGACAACGUGGGAGGGGAGCAGUUCGACGUAGUGAUCAGCAACAUGAGGAAGGGCGGUCGCAUCUCCCUGUGUGGAUUCAUCUCCAGCUACAACGAGUCAAAGCUCCCCACGAUGCCCGCCAUCCACAUGCACAUGAUUGGCAGGGAGCUUAGGAUGGAGGGCUUCAUGGUCAGUCGAUGGUGGGGUCGCUGGGACCAGGCCUUCACGGAGAUGGCGCAGUGGAUCAGGGAGGGAAAGCUCAAGUACCGGGAGACCGUCAGGGACGGCUUCCAGAACACACCACGAGCGUUCAUCGGCAUGCUGAGGGGAGAAAACUUAGGAAAAGCCGUUGUAAAAGUGUGA
Molecule: messenger RNA, 1002 nt
Organism: Schistocerca serialis cubense
Lineage: Eukaryota; Metazoa; Arthropoda; Insecta; Orthoptera; Acrididae
Product: prostaglandin reductase 1-like
Exons: 3
Coding region: 1-1002 (333 amino acids)
Biological process (GO): prostaglandin metabolic process
Cellular component (GO): cytoplasm
Molecular function (GO): 2-alkenal reductase [NAD(P)H] activity; 15-oxoprostaglandin 13-reductase [NAD(P)+] activity
Source: RefSeq, a predicted model, not a curated record